This is a messenger RNA of Callorhinchus milii (elephant shark), 2386 nucleotides long. It is a transcript of the gene gmfb, whose product is annotated as glia maturation factor, beta. The transcript is spliced from 7 exons. Gene Ontology annotation, cellular component: actin cortical patch. The record is from RefSeq and is a predicted model, not a curated record. Gene Ontology annotation, biological process: actin filament debranching; negative regulation of Arp2/3 complex-mediated actin nucleation. Lineage: Eukaryota; Metazoa; Chordata; Chondrichthyes; Chimaeriformes; Callorhinchidae. Gene Ontology annotation, molecular function: Arp2/3 complex binding; actin binding. Bases 130 to 558 code for a protein of 142 amino acids.
CCUUCCCAGUGAUGUAACCGAGGGCAGGGAGUGCCGGGUUCCGGUGCUGAUUGGCUGGUUCCCGAGUCACGGGCACCGGAGAGGGAGUGGAAUCGCAGAGGAACGGACUCACUUCAGUAGUCGGGGAAAAUGGCUGAUACUUUGGCAGUGUGCGAUAUUGACGAGGAGCUGCUGCAAAAGCUGAACAAAUUUCGAUUCCGCAAAGAAACCACCAAUGCUGCAAUUAUAAUGAAAAUAGAUGAAAAGCGACAGUUGGUGGUUCUGGAUGAAGAACAUGAGAAUAUUUCUCCAGAUGAACUAAGGAAUGAAUUACCUGAAAGAGCACCAAGAUUUGUAGCUUACAGCUACAGCUAUGCACACAGUGAUGGAAGAACCUCUUAUCCAUUAUGCUUUAUCCAUUCCAAUCCCGCUGAUUGCAAGCCAAGAAUAAAUAUGAUGUAUGCCGGUAGCCAAAAAAAACUGGUGAAUGAGGCUAAGUUUACCAAGGUAUUUGAAAUUAGAAAUACAGAAGACUUGUGUGAAGAGUGGCUGAAUGAAAAGCUUUCAUUUUUUCGUUAGACAAAGGCAAUUGUUGUACCUGUCUGCCUUUUUUUAUAAACUAACGAGCUUGAAUUUGCAUUGUUUACUUUUCAUGCUUUUUCUGUAGUUUGUGUUGAUCUGUAAUGCAUUCACCUGCAAUGAAAUGAUUGCAAAAUAGAAAAUGUUGGCUGCUGUUUUGAAAGAAAAUUAAUUCUUCAAACCUUUUAACCCUUUACCUCUCCAACAUUUCUUCCCACAAUUGGGAAAGACUAGGAACUGGAUAGCAUGCUGGAUGCUGGAUUAGACUAUUCCCUGUUCACCUCUGCCACCUGUUCCUGUGAAACUUAAUUAUUUUUCUCCCCACUCCCCCCCGCUUUGACUCUCUCCCUCUCUCUCUCAAAUGGUUCUCAAUGGUUAAAAUUGCUUAGCCUCCUGAUGAGUCGCAGGUAUAAAAUUGGUCCACAGUUUGGCAAAUCUGCUCAGAGCUCAAGAGUAAAUUUCGCACCAGUGUUAAUUCCAGAAUUACAGUUUUAUCUAAAAAGGACUUCUUCAUUUAUCCUGUCUGAUGCUAUAAAUGAUUGCCAAGGUGUUGACGUUUCUACUUGUAAAAUGGAAGAAUAUAUUCCAAGCGUUGUUUACCAUGACCAAAUGAGCUCAAAUUGUUGAGAGUUUUUUUUUUAAUGUGCAUUACUAAAGGUUUGUUCAGAGUUUUUUUUAAUUUUAGCUCUAAUUUAAAGAGGGAUCAAUGCUGGGGAAGUCUUGGAAGUGCAAACUUGCUACCAAAACAAAGGACUAAUUCUAAAUAUUUUAAACCAUUCCAUCAACCAACUUUAAUGAAUUAUUAGAUUGGUGAAUGAGGCAGGAACCAUAAAAGGGCACAUUCUAUCUUUCAUGCAGGAAUUACAUAGAUUAUAUCUGUAUCAAGCCUAAAUUUCAUUCCUGUUCAAUGUCUUCAAAUUGGCAGUUACUUAACUACCUUUCUCACAUUGAUACUUGAGCAUGAAAAAGUAAUUUAUAAACUUGACCAUCAGUUCCAUUAAUGGUUUUAGGCUGGCAAUGAAAGAAUAGUCUGGUGUUGAACCCCCCAUCCUUUUCUCAACUUCCCCUGGUCUUAGCACCAUUCUUAACAGAACAGGUUACUGUGACGAUUUAGCUGAACCCACAUUGUUUUGCAUUUUGCAAAUUGCAGCUCCUGGGUAAAAGCAUCACUAAGCAUUUCAAUUAAACCCAGUCCACCAAUGAAAUAAAAUGAUCCAUCUUGUGAUUCUUCAUCCCUAUUAGUUCUGAGAGUUAUUUAAGUCUAAAUUUGAUUAUUUUAUAGAUACUGGUAUUAAAAAUGUAGAGAAUAUUUGGAAAGGCAUUGGGAAACUACAAUGCAAUUAAUCAAUUUGCCUUUGAUAUUUGAAAAAUUAUCACAAGCUUGUAUUUGGAGCAUGGCAAUAAGAUAAGCAUUGGAUUGUGAUGACUUCUAUUAAAUCUAGAACUUGAGUUAGAAACUGACAAUACUGUUGUUUUAGAUAGCUAAACUUUUGGAAUUUGAAAUGUUCAACAUGGAAAAUGUGUAUGAAAUCUAAAUGCUUGCAAAAAUAUUUACACAAUGCUUUGUUAACUGACCAUUCCACCAAUGGUAGAAAUUAAGAAAAAUGUGCAAAUUUGUGCUGAACUGAUGGAGUUUAACACCACGUAGCCUACUAUGCAUUUCUCCAAGUGAGAAUUCUAGCACAUUUUUUGAACUGAAACUUUGUAUUCUAACAUUUUGGUAUGUUGCAUGUUGCAAGACUUAACUAUGCUCCGAAUAAUGGAAGCAGUGUUUUUCUAAGGCUUUUACUCCUAUAAAUAUUCAUAAUAAACAUGUUGCCUGCACAAA